AUGGCAUCUGCUGAUCUGAGAGACGAGCUGACCUGCUCCAUCUGUCUGAGUAUUUAUACCGAUCCUGUAACCCUGACAUGUGGACACAGCUACUGCCAGGUCUGUAUCGGGGAUGUGCUGGACACACAGGAGGGAUCCGGAGCCUAUAGGUGUCCUGAAUGCAGAGCAGAGUUUCAGGAACGUCCGGCACUGGAGAAGAAUAGGAAGCUGUGUAACAUAGCGGAGAGUUUCCUAUGUAGUAAUCCAGAGCAGGGGGAGGUUGGGAUCCCCUGUACUUACUGUGACUCUCCUGUACCAGCUGUUAAAGCAUGUCUGCUGUGUGAAGCUUCUCUGUGUGAUAAACACUUAAAGAAACACAACAAGUCAGCAGAACAUGUCUUAACUGAACCCACCACUUAUUUUGGCAGCAGAAAAUGUCCGAUCCAUAAGAAAAUACUGGAGUAUUAUUGCUCAGAAGAUGCUGUCUGUAUCUGUGUGUCCUGCUGCCUGAUCGGAGAUCACAAGGGACAUCAGAUGGAGUCAUUACGUGAGGCAUCUGAGAAGAAAAAGAAGAAACUGAAAAAUGUUCUGGACAAACUGACCUCAAAGAGAGAGGAGGCUGAGAAAAGUGUUCUGAGUCUGCAGGAGCACAAGAAAGAAGUGCAAGAGGAAUCAGCUGGGGUAACAAAGCGUGUUACUGCCCUGAUUAGAGACAUCAAGGAACAGCUGGAAACCCUGGAGAAGCUCGUCCACAUUGAGAUCUCAAGGCAGGAAAAGCAGGUCUCACUCCGAGUCUCAGAUCUAAUCCGGCAGCUGGAAAUAAAGAAGGAGGAGCUGUCCAGGAAGAUGGGGGACAUUGAGGAGCUUUAUAACAUGGCGGACCCAAUUACUGUAUUACAAGGGCAGGAAUCAGACUGUACUGACAUUCCUGAUGUUGAGGCAGAAGAUAAGGACACAAAGGAUAUAAAGGUCCAUGCUGUAGGAGAUCUGGAUGUAGAUCUGAUCACAAAGACCUUAUACACAGGUUUAGGUGAUAUUGUAUCUGGAGUAAAGAAACGGCACCAUGCUCUGGAGGCGUCAGACAUAUUACUGGAUGUGAACACCGCUCAUUGUAAAAUUAAUGUAUCAGAUGGCUUGAAAUCUAUCUCUGCUUCAGAAUCAACUCAGAAUUACCCAGGAAACCCAGAGAGAUUUAUGUAUUAUGCUCAGGUGUUAAACACCAGGAGUUUCUCCUCAGGCCAACAUUACUGGGAAGUGGAGUGCAGUGAUUUAGGGCAAUGGUGUGUAGGGGUGGCAUAUCACAGUAUAGAGAGGGAGGGAGAUCAGUCAUGGAUUGGGGGUAAUAAAAAGUCCUGGGGAUUAUGGAAGUAUGAAAAUGGGAGCUAUUAUGUAAGCCAUGACGACAAUAAAGAUUCCUCUUUACCUCGUAUCCCUACCUGUCUGAGAUUUGGAAUAUACCUGGAUUAUGGGACUGGACGGAUCUCCUUCUAUGAGCUGUGUGACCCAAUCAGACACUUACACACCUUCACUGCCACCUUCACUGAGCCGCUUCAUGCUGGGUUUCAUGUAUCAAACAAAGCUUGGGUGAAGAUCAGAAGCCAGGAUUAAUUAUUUC
Messenger RNA from Pelobates fuscus (common spadefoot toad), 1594 nucleotides. Its product is annotated as E3 ubiquitin/ISG15 ligase TRIM25-like. The transcript has a single exon. The record is from RefSeq and is a predicted model, not a curated record. Gene Ontology annotation, molecular function: zinc ion binding; protein binding. Lineage: Eukaryota; Metazoa; Chordata; Amphibia; Anura; Pelobatidae. Bases 1 to 1587 code for a protein of 528 amino acids.